CUCCCUUCUCCAAAUCGCGGCGGUGCGGAGUCGCCCGGGCUGCCCGGCCCCCUGAGCGGCCAGCGCCGGGAGAGGCACGGAGCCGGGGCUGCCCAGGGAGAUGUCACUGCAGGAUGGGGACCCGAGGGGACGGCAGGUCAGCGGGGAGGUCAGCGGUAUCCCCCGGCUCGGGGGGAUGGAGGACUCCCCGCUCCGGGGCACGACAGCAGCUGGUGGCAGCAGGACAGACGUGAUGGCAGAGGGCUGGGAGCCGGGGCCAGCACUGGGUGACGGGGACGUGACCCCCGAGGGAGCCCCACAGCGAGCACGGCAGCCCGAGGAAGCCCUGAUGACCGAGCUCUCGGAGCUGGUGCAGAAGGUGGUGAAGAGCAGCAGCUGGUGGGAACGGCACGGCGUGGACAUCAGCAUCCUUGCCUGCAGCCUCCUCCUGCUGCCAGCAGGGUUCCUGUGCCUGCGGUCGGCCCAGGCCAUCCCUUUCCUGGCGGGUGUCCUCACCCUCGGGGUGGUGCAUCACACCCUGACCGUCAAGGGCAGUCACCUGGCCAGCCACAAUGCCUUGACCGAGUCCAAGUCCUGGGGCAAAGUGUGGGCUGUGUUCUUCAUUGAGCUCUGCUCAGCUUUCACAGUCGAGCAGGCCACCUACAACCAUGUGAAGAUCCACCACGGCUACACCAAUGUCAUCGGCCUGGGGGACUCCAGCACGUGGAAACUUCCUUUCCUCAACCGCUACGUUUACAUGUUCAUCGCGCCUCUUGCAGUGCCCAUCCUAACCCCUCUGGUUGCACUUGAUUUAUUGAGAAACGUGGAGUGGAAAGCAGCUCUCCGGACCCUCUGCUGCAUGUUUCUGGGCUUUUACUGCCAUUACUGGCUCCUGCUCCACGUCUCGGGCUUCCAGUCGCCGUGGUCCGCCCUGCUCUGCAUGCUGCUCACCCGCUCCCUCCUGGCCCAUCCCUACAUCCAUGUCAACAUAUUCCAGCACAUCGGCCUCCCCAUGUUCGCGGCCGAUCGCAAACCCAAGCGGAUCCACCUCAUGAGCCUGGGUGUCCUCAACCUGCCCCGCAACGCCCUCCUUGACUGGUCCUUCGGCCACUCGCUCAUCAGCUGCCAUGUGGAGCAUCACCUCUUCCCCAGCCUCUCUGACAACAUGUGCCUGAAGAUCAAACCCAUCGUUUCACAGUAUCUGAAGCAGAAGAAGCUACCCUACAAUGAGGACACCUACAGCUCCAGGCUCUGGCUCUUCCUCCAGAGAUAUGAGGAGCUGAUGGUCCAUGCUCCCCCCAUAACGGAGCUGGUGGGCAUCCAGUGAGGACCAUGGGGGCCACAGCACUUGGGGGGGCUGUUUCUCACAGGGACAUUCAGAGGGAUGGUUUUAGCAGGACCAACACCUUCAUGAAGUCGUGGUGUAGGAAACAUCCCUCCCUGAAGUCUUGCUUUUGGCUAGAAAAUGGUGCACAGAGCCACUGCAGGGGGAGAGACAGGUGGGGCAGCACCAGGGACAGAAAAAUUGGGGUCCCACCGCAGUUAUUCCCAGCCAGGGCUUAGUUUUAUCCACUCUGCUUUCACACUUGGGGAGAGGAAAUCCCCCCCAUCCAUGGGGGAUGCAGCACCAUGUCCAGGACAUCCAGAACUGAGAAGCACCAGGAUGCGUAGGAUGGAGCUGCAGCUGUGUGGUUGGGGUCUGAGGGAAGGGGUGGAUGGUGGGGAGGGGGUUGUGUCACUGCUACUUGUGCUUUGCCUGACUUUGGGCUAAAUCAGUCCCUUCUAGGAACAAAGAUUUGGCAAAUUCAGCCUUAACACUUUGGGGUGGAUUUCCUUUAUCACUGGCUUUCAUUGCUGGAGGAAGAUUUACUGGUAUCCUGUGGUGCCCGGGGCAGGACUGGGGGAAAUACCCCCAUUCCAUGGGGGGUGUCUGUGUUGGGGUGUCAGAGGUGACCCCACACCUGUUUAUUGCCAUGGCAAGAGUUUACCAAGGGAAUCACCUGCCAGAGGCAGGCAGGAGUACAGGGCUUGGGACACCUUCCCUGUUUAGGGAGGGUGAGCUCUGCCCCCUGUGCUGCUGCCAGGGCUGGGGUGCUCAUGUGGCCAGUUCAAGCCCCCUCUGGGGAGCUGUGUCUGGCUUUACCAGGGUGCUCUGCUGUCCUACACCUGCAAGAACAACCACAGAGUCCACCCCAGUGUCACGGUGGGGAGCUGGCAGCAGAAAGGGCAGAUGGCCAAACUGAGACCAGCAUGGUUUUGCUUUGAGCCUGGGGUUUUGCUCCCUGAUUUGAGUUGUUCUCCCAUCUGAGCUGGACCCCUGCAGUGCCACGUUGUGGAUUUGUAAAGCUUCACAGGUAAAUGUGUCCCAAGGCACAGGGAUGCUCUGCCCGGGUCCUGGCCUGUGGCAAGGUGAUUGUUGUAGCAGGCAGUUCAUGGUGUUUUACUCUGCUUCUCCUCCACCAAGUCCAGGAGCAUCCUCAGAUGCACUGGGGAAGUGUCCCUGUGAUGUGAGGCUGGAACUGGGGUGGCCAUGGCAUCCCUGUGCAGGUGAUCCAGACUCAGGGAAAGGAGGAGUGGCCCUGGAUCCAUCCAGCAUGACCCCUUUGGCAUCAGAAAUGUUGAACUAUCGAUUUAUCCUGGGCUGGGGCCCAGGGGCUGCUGAUGCACUGAUUUGGGGGCAUUGUCACCUCUAUCCAGGCCUAUGUGGGUCAUUGAUCCAGGACAUUAUGAAACACCCAGAGGGCAAAUUCCUAUCCUUUGGGCAGGGGUUAGGCUGGGUCUGGGGCAGCUGGAGGGGUAUGGCCAGGGCAAAUGGCCUGAAUGCUCUAGGGGGCCAAAGACCCUCCCCAGACUGCCCCUCCCCCAAUUAAUUUCUCAACUGAGUAUCAGAGAUAAAUUAAAGUAAAUGUGACAAAUUAUUGGCAUUCCCAGCUCCAGUGAGGGGGUGAGGGAGCAUUAGAGGUGCUUUUGAUUCAGGCAGGGUAAUCUUAACCUUAUAUGUUCCUGGUUGUGGGCACAAAAUGCUCUUUUGCCCUCUCCUGCUGCAAAGAAAUCAGCCCCAAAAUGUUCCCAAGCACUGGUCAGAGCAACAGCUCUUUUCCUAGCUGGAUUUUAUGGAUGUUGUUUAAGGCAAUGCCAUCUGAAGGCAAGUGUUUGCAGGUCCCUCAGCCAGCAGGAGACAGCCUGUGAUUUGGGAGAUAGGUGGAUUAUUCCCUGCCAGAGCUGGUGGAUACAGAAGUUAACGGGGGAAAGGGAGAAUUCUGGGAAAAAAGGAGGAUUCUGACUCCUGUGCUUAGAACCCUCCAAAUAUAAACCAGCUGCUUCUUUGGAUGACCUCUAUGGCAGUAUUUGGAGCCUUCAGCCUUGCCUCUCUGGCAAGGGGCUCAAUGAUUGCUGUGCUGACCUGAGGCUGAGGGUUUGGAACCAGCAGAAUUCCUGGUCCUUGCCACAACCCCCCCGAAGGAGUGGAUGCAGAAGGAGGCACAGAGCCAGCUGUCAUUCUCAGUGUGCCUUUGCAGAAAGCCAUCAACUCAUUUCCAAGACCAGGAGAGAAAGCGUGUGGGUUUUAUGAUCUGUAUUACAACCAGCUUCUGGCUGUAAACUCCUCAUGGUUUUAAUUGCAUUUUAAAAGCCCCAUCAAGCACUCGCCUGCAUGCUCUGGCAUCUGGCCAGCUUUUAAAUGUCUGCUAGGCCCUAUGAGAUGAUUUUUCUGGUUCGUGUGUUGUGCAGGGUCUAAACCAAGAUGGGAUGUGGUGCUCCUGUAUGGGAGAUGUGAGCACCAGCAUCUGGAAUGCUUUGAGGGAUAUGGAUGAAGGAGGGAAUAAAGCAGAGACCAUGGAGACACCGGU
Messenger RNA from Parus major (Great Tit), 3827 nucleotides. It is a transcript of the gene FADS6, whose product is annotated as fatty acid desaturase 6. Gene Ontology annotation, biological process: lipid metabolic process. The coding region runs from base 101 to 1306 and encodes 401 amino acids. The record is from RefSeq and is a predicted model, not a curated record. Gene Ontology annotation, molecular function: oxidoreductase activity, acting on paired donors, with oxidation of a pair of donors resulting in the reduction of molecular oxygen to two molecules of water. NCBI's taxonomy places the organism in Eukaryota, Metazoa, Chordata, Aves, Passeriformes, Paridae. The transcript has 7 exons. Gene Ontology annotation, cellular component: membrane.